This is a messenger RNA of Zychaea mexicana, 726 nucleotides long. RefSeq lists its product as uncharacterized. The coding region runs from base 1 to 726 and encodes 241 amino acids. The record is from RefSeq and is a predicted model, not a curated record. The transcript has 3 exons. Lineage: Eukaryota; Fungi; Mucoromycota; Mucoromycetes; Mucorales; Lichtheimiaceae.
AUGGCAGAACAAUUGAAAUCAGCAAUUGAAGAGUUCAAUGAAUUGCAUCCCAAUUGCACGGGAGUGUUCUGUUUCGACCAGAGUUCCAAUCAUUCCACAAUGCCAAAUAAUGCACUGAAUGCAUUUAAAAUGAACCUUGGACCUGGUGGAAAGCAGAUCAUCUCGCAUGAUACUGGCUAUUAUGAUGCAAAUGGACAGUGGCGAAUUCAGCGUACGGUGGACGGUGACGGUCGUGCUCGUGGUCUUGAGGCAGUAUUGAAGGAGAGGUGUCUUUGGCCAGAGCAAGGAUUGAAAAAGAUGUUCAUCAAACAAUACCUUUUGAAUGCAGCCGAAACUGGCAAAAGUUUGACUCUCCAGAACUUUGUAAAUCAAAACACAACACUCAUUUUGUCUCAAACAAUCCUUGGUGACGAUUUUCAAUCAGACUGGACGACCAGGUUUGCCUUCGUAGCCAAAGAACUGGAUCUGAUUGUUGUCUUGUACACUGCGUCACCAAUCAAGCAACACGUCGAUCCCAUAAUCAAACUGCUAUACCUGAAAAUGAACCCCAACUAUCAGCUGCCGGUCUAUCUGGAUCUGUCCCAAGUGGUUCAGCUACCGGUAAUGGAUCUACCCCACGUGACUCAGCUGCCCCUGCGACAUCACGCAAUUAAUCUACUCCACGUUCUAUACCUGCUAGUUCGUCUUCUCUGUCUGUCAAGCAUCGCCAAUGGGUUCAAAACAUAG